This is a messenger RNA of Mobula hypostoma (lesser devil ray), 1779 nucleotides long. RefSeq lists its product as uncharacterized. The transcript has 6 exons. Lineage: Eukaryota; Metazoa; Chordata; Chondrichthyes; Myliobatiformes; Myliobatidae. The record is from RefSeq and is a predicted model, not a curated record. Bases 97 to 1563 code for a protein of 488 amino acids.
GUAAGGAAUCACGUUAAGAGCAGCACUGUUUCAAGUUGCCAGCCGUCAUUUUGUCAUUCCCUUUCAAUUGUUGAACAGCCUCAUCUGAAGCUCAACAUGGGAACUGGCAAGAAGCCUCUCAUUUUUGCAGCACUGAUAUGCUUCUUGGUAAUUGAGGUGAAAUGUGUGCCGAUACACCAGACUCACAGUAGCAAGAAGCCAAAUAAACUCCUGUUGAUUUCUUUCGAUGGAUUUCGUUGGGAUUAUGAUCAGGAUGUCGAGACACCUUUUCUGGAUUACUUGGUGACCAGAGGAGUAAAGGCAAAGUAUAUUAAUCCACCUUUUGUAACCAUGACAUCGCCUUCACAUUUUACAACCAUCACAGGACGGUGGAUUGAAGAUCAUGGAGUUGUUCACAAUAUGUUUUACAAUACGAAAACCAUGCUUAAAUUACCACACAAACUCACACUGAGGAAAACUGUGUGGUGGGAUAAUGGAGUGCUUCCUUUAUGGAUCACAGCACAAAACCAGGGAAAAAAAGUUGCAUCAUUUCAUUACCCAGGAGGAAAUGUGACCUAUGGCGGACAAGCCGUGUACAGAUCUCUGGGAGAAUCACUCACUCACCCAGAUUCUAAUGAAACAGAAUGGAGAAUAAAUAUUGAUAUGGUCCUGGAUUGGUUUGAAAAGGAAGACUUUGAUUUUGUAACUCUUUACUAUGGAGAACCUGAUGGCAUCGGGCACAAAGUGGGACCAGAAACACCUCAGAGGCAGGAUAUAAUCCGACAGAUUGACAGAACCAUUGGUUAUUUAAUAUCUAGUAUUGAAAGGCACAAUCUGAAAGACAUACUAAAUGUUAUAAUAACUUCGGACCAUGGAAUGACAACAGUAAAGAAAAACCCUGAAAUUGAUGAAAUCAAGCUGUCAAAUUUUGUCAGUUUUAAAAAUAUUCGAUUUGAAUUAUUAGACUAUGGAGGAUUGGGGAUGAUUUCUCCAAAAAAUGGAAAAACUGAAGAAGUCUACCAGGCACUGAAGAAUGCCCAUCCUCAUCUAAAAGUAUAUAAAAAGGAACAAUUUCCUGAAAGAUUUCACUAUAGCAAGAAUGACCGUAUUUUGCCCAUCCUUGUUUAUGGAGACAUUGGCUAUAAUGUAAAUGGGAGAAUCAUCAUAUACUUCAACAAAGGAGAUCAUGGAUUUGACAAUGGAGAAAUGGAUAUGAAGAUGAUUUUCAGAGCUUUUGGCCCAGAUUUUAAGAGCUCUUACCUGGCAGAGCCCUUUGACAGUAUUCACAUAUACCCUUUGAUGUGCAAGUUAUUGGGAGUGAAACCUGAACCAAACAAUGGAUCACUGGCAUUCACUAAUGAAAUGCUUGUAGAUAAAUCUGGCAAAAUACCUGCAACCAAUUCUCCAGGUCCUCACAAGUACCAGGGGAGAUCGGAUAGCGCCUCUGCAGUCAUAGGAUUAGGUGUAGUCCUUGGCUUUCUGGCUAUAGUGUUUACAAUUGGUUUGAUAUGGUUGCCAUUCAAAAAAGAAAACGAUCCGAGCACGGAAAUCCCCAGCAAUGUUUUUUCAUCAACAUCGUUUUGAUUCUGAAAAGAUUAUCAUAGGAACCAGUCUAUCAAUUACACUAAAUUUCAAAAAAAAUUGUAAUGCUGUUCAAUUAACUCAAGGUUGAAAUAUUGGCAAAUUUUCCUUCCUUGUGAAACCGUAGGUGGUGAUCCCUGCUUCUACUGAGGAGUAUAGUGUUAUCCAUCCCUAACAAUGGAAAAGUUCUUUUAAUUUUUUUUCUGUACAUUAAAGCAA